Messenger RNA from Emiliania huxleyi CCMP1516, 2094 nucleotides. RefSeq lists its product as hypothetical. The record is from RefSeq and is a predicted model, not a curated record. The transcript is spliced from 5 exons. NCBI's taxonomy places the organism in Eukaryota, Haptophyta, Isochrysidales, Noelaerhabdaceae. Bases 1 to 2094 code for a protein of 697 amino acids.
AUGCUGCUACACCCUCGCCCGCCGCCGACGCCGGCAGCUGUCGAUCGCGAGUGCCUGCGUGCUGCAGCCGCCAUCGCCACGCGUGGCAGAUACGCCAGUGCUGCUGCGGUGACGCGAGACGCGUGCCUGGCGCUCGGCGUGUCCUCGUUCGAGGCAGUCGGCCUCUCGACGGCCGCCGUGCCCAGCCUGUGCCAAGUCUGGGAGAUCGAGCGGCUCGUGGGGAGCUACGCCUCUGCAUUUGCUGCCACGCACGGCAUCGCCUGCAUCGCGAAUCUCGAGCCCGAGGUGGUCGCGGCGCUCCGCAGCCGCCUCGUGCCUCCGCUGCCGCCGCCACCCGCCGCCGCGGCCGCCACAGCUGCAGAGGAGGAGAUUGACAUCGAGGAGGAGCCGGAGGCGUCGGAGGCGUCGGAGGCGUCGGAGGCGGGCAUGCAGGACGCGAGUCCGCUCGCCUCCUUCUCCGCGUUCGGCGUCGGACCGCUGCGUCUCCACCCGGCUGUGUGUGCGCUGUGGCCGGCGGCGGGGCGCGGGGAGGGUGGCGGCGAGGAGGGUGGCGGGGAGGGUGGCGGGUGGAUGAGUCACGCGGAGGCGGGCGCAGCACCUCCUCUCCUCUGGAGGAAGAAAGCGGCGCAGCACCUCGUCGCGCUCCUCGCCGAGCUGCAGCGGCCUGCGGCGCGGCCCGAGCAGCUCGAGCUCGUCGCUCCCGCCCCCGAGCAGCUCGACGUCUCUGCCGCGGCGCUCCGAGGGCGGCUCGAGGCCGCCUCUGGCCGCUCCCUCGCCUCGCUCGGCGUGCGGCUCGUGCCAGCAGCGCUGCCCGGCACGAUCCACGCGCUGCGCAGCGCCGCCCACGCCUCGGCGGAGCUGCGCGCCGUGGCUGCCCAGCUCGCGCUCGAGCGGCACGCCGCCAGCGUGGCUGCACUCCGCGGCGGCGAGUACCCGCGCCCCACUUGGACAGCUCUGCGCGCGACAGUGGCAGCGAUGGCGACGCCCGAUGCUAGACCGGCGAAGAGGCGACGCCGCGGCGGUGAGGCCGCCUCCGCCGAGCCCGCCUCCGCCGAGCCCGCCUCCGCCGAGCUCGACGGCGACGCUCUGCAGCGGGUGGCGACGGAGUACCUGAUGCUCCACCUUGGUGCCACGAAGUGGCGGGCGAGGCGCUUCGCGGCUCCGGGCUCGGCCGAAGGCCAAACCAACGACCAGGUCGACCAGGCAGGCGCCACGGGAGGAGGCGGCGCCGAGGCAGCCGCGUCGGAGAUCGAGUCGGCGUCGGCGGCGGUGGCCGAGCCGGGCUGCGGUGCCGAGGCGGCGGCGGCAGGGUCCGAGGUGGGGGUGGGAGUGGCGGACGCAGGGGAGAGGGCGGGUCGGGUUGGGGUGGGGAGGUCUGAGGAGGCGGUGGGAAGCGAGGAGAGGGAGGGAGAGGUGGAGGAGGAGGCGGAGGAGGAGGCGGAAAGCGACGACGACGACGAGGAGGAAAGCGAGGAGGAGGAGGAGGCGGCGGCGGAGGAGGAGGAGGAGGCGGCGGGAGGAGAAUGGAGGGACCUGGCUGGCGGCCGCUCCGUCCUGCCCUGGGCGCACCUGCCCGGCCGCACCUCCGUGCCGCCGCCGCCGUGGCGCGGCACCGUCGCGCUCGCCCCGCUUCGGGCGACAGGCGGCGGCGGCGGCGGCGGCGGCGGCGGGGCGGGCGGUGGCAGCGGCGCAGGCGGUAGCGGCGGCGACACGCGCGCCGAGCUCGCUGCCGUGGGGAGGUGGGGCGAGGCGCUGGUGUACAACUUGCUGCUUGCCACGCUGCCACCGUCGCGCCGCGUCGAUUGGCUCAACCACGAGGCGGAGACGCGAGCGCCGUACGAUUUGGUGGUCUGCGACCGGGGCGGGAGCGGUGUGCGCGAGUUCGUCGAGGUCAAGACGUCGCGCUACUACGACCACAACGUCUUUGACCUCUCCUACUUUGAGUGGGAUUUCCUCUCCCGCGAGCCGCCCGUCCAGUACCGCAUCUACCGCGUAAGCGGCGCGGCGGAGGCCGCCGGGCCGCGUGUCUCUGUGAUCCAUGAUGUGCUGCGGGCCGUGAAGGAGGGAUCGGCGCGCUUGUGCCUGGCGAUUUAG